This is a messenger RNA of Vitrella brassicaformis, 1934 nucleotides long. The record is from the annotation of a GenBank genome assembly. Lineage: Eukaryota; Vitrellaceae.
UUCAACCAUGAAGAACUCUCGAUUGAAUGAAUGCUCACUGAAGUACUUUCAUCAAGUCAAUCGAUCGACAAGAGAAGGUGCCGUGUGGCCACACACCCAUCCAUCCAUCCAUCAGGCGGGCUCUCCGCACCACGGAGGCCAUGCACAUGCCAUUAAUGCACUGCGUAGCAUGGGCCUACCUAGGACGAGCCACAAAUCACAUGUGGAUAAAGCUAGUCAUGUCAGUCAUCAACACACAAGCACAACGGGUACAACACAUACACGCAAUCAAUGUCUGGACACACCUACCUCACGGCACCCUUUUCCUUUCAGGACGCCACAUACCCUCGCUCAUUACAUACCACGACGGACACCCACACACAGGCACACAGAGGGCGCGGCGCACGCCCUUCCCCUCACACGCAGAAGGGAGGGAUCAGUCGCCGGAAGGAUCAACAGGCUGCGGACAAAUACACGCACACACACACACAUCCAUCCACCCGUCCAUCCAUUCAUCCAAUCAUCCAAUCAUUGUGUCCAUGCGUAGUGUGUGCUCACCCCGACGAAGUCCACGAGGAACUUUCGCCACACGGCCCAGCCUCCCACAUCGCCGAAGAGGCUGCCUUUGGGUUUCUUGAGCUCGAAUCCCUCCUGGCGCACCAUCUCAGCAUCGACGUCGAAGUCCUUCUCCACCUCAUCCCUGACCUUCUCGAACCGGGGCGGCGGGCACGAAAACCCGGUGACCGACCAGCCAUAAAUGGCCUCGCCCCAGCUGCACACACACAGACAGACAGACAGACAGACAGACAGACGGAGAGGGGAUUUAUUGACUGCCGCCCGCUGCUCUUACGUCUGACAGAUCCUUACAGGCGGAAUGGAAUAGCAUUGCCCCACUCGGCGACGAUAUCUGGCUUCUCGACGGCGAACAUGAGGCAUUUGCUGGCCACGUCGAGAAAUUCGCCCCAAUCCCAUGUGGCAGUGGGGGCCGCGCCGCUGGUCGACGAUGACGAUGCCGAUGCCGAGGACGAUGAGGAUUGAGAGGACCGGAACUCCACAGGGAGGUGUUUGACGUCAACCUGUGGUACGCGGGCACACGCAUAGGUGCGUCCGUCGUUGGGUGUUGGAAGGAAGGAUGCUGUGUUUCUUACUUACAGCCGCUUUGCAGAAUAUGAGGAAGUCCUCACAGAUGUCCAUUCUCUCUCCUCCACUGUACAAACCGCGGGUCUCGCCCUGCACACACCAUGGACACACACAUACCCACCCACCCACCCACACACACACCCCGCCCUCUCCAUGUCCCUCCCUCCCCCUCGUCCGUCCGUCCCCUGCUCACGUACGUACCGUCAAGACGAGCUCAUCCUCGACGCGCAUGCGGUAGACAUCCACCACCCACUGGUAGGCACGGGCAGGCUUGAGCUCAUACGGACCGCUGAAGCCCAUCUUGGCCCCCGCCUGCACGUCGAUCGGCAGGCUGCCGAACGGCGCACUCGCAAACUCACCACCGAUGCCGCCGGCCUUGAACGCUGCUAUCAGAUUCUCAAGUUUGUCGCCAUCCACUCCGCCCUGACUGUUGAAGACGCCCUCUAACUUGACGGCAGGGGCACUCGUGGCAGGAGCACUCGUGACAGGGGCAGCAGCUGGUGCAGGCGUCUUCUUGGCAGCAAACUGGCGCGUGCAUGCUUGUUUAUGGCCGCCGCUCCAGUCCUUUCUCUGGCAUGCUUUGUCACAGUAGAAGCGUGACUGCAGACAGCAGCACCAACCAGACAUACAGGCAAGCAUAUAGUACAGUGGUCGCGCAGCGGUGCGUACCUUGCACAAGGAACACCGCUGCUGCGUCACCUUGCCACACACGCUGCACGGACCUGAUGUAUCCAUCCUUUACGCCGAUUGCUCCUUUCGGCACAGGGCACUCUACGGGCGCUUCACGAGGUCCAGAAAGAUAGGCAGACGUUUCC